UGGGGCUUGGCACUGCCCCGGCCAGGGGGAGAACCGCCGAGCUGGCAGGGCAACCGGGAGCCUCCAGGAGGCUGUGGUGGCGGGUUGCGUCAGAGGGGACAGGUAGCUAGACCGGGCGAGAGGAAGGAGGCGGGUGCCCUGGAGGGGUAGCGGGGGCUGGGGCAGGAGGUUGGUUGCUAGGCUAAGGGUUGAAGUGGAGGGGUAGCUGGGAGCGAGGGGGGCUGGUAGCUAGGCCAGGGGAAGGGCUUGCCCUGGGGGAGUAGCCAGGGCUGGGGGAAGGGGCUGGCAGCUGGCUGGGAGGGAAGAAUGCCCCGGCUGGAGACUGGUGACUGGUCCGGUCAGCAGGAGAUGUUGCCGAGGCUGUGGGGGGAGAAUAAGGAGAUUUUGCUCUGGAGCCUCAAGAGCAAGGGCUCAAGUGAUGAGUUUUGCCAUGGUCCCUCUGGGAUUCGGGGGUAUCUGUCACUCAGUCAGGGCCCUCCUCAGAAAUAAAAAUCAGACUGGAAGAUGGAGAUGUAUGAGACCCUUGGCAAAGUGGGAGAGGGGAGUUAUGGAACAGUAAUGAAGUGCAAACACAAGGAAACAGGACAGAUAGUAGCCAUUAAGAUAUUUUAUGAGAAACCAGAAAAAUCUGUCAACAAAAUUGCUAUGAGAGAAAUAAAGUUUCUAAAGCAAUUUCGCCAUGAAAACCUGGUCAACCUGAUUGAAGUAUUUAGACAGAAAAAAAAAAUUCAUUUGGUGUUUGAAUUUAUUGAUCAUACAAUUUUAGAUGAGCUACAGCAUUACUGUCAUGGAUUGGAUAAUAAAAGACUUAGAAAAUACCUCUUCCAGAUCCUUCGAGCAAUUGAGUAUCUCCACAGCAACAAUGUCAUACAUCGUGAUAUCAAACCUGAGAAUAUCUUAGUUUCACAGACGGGAAUUACUAAACUAUGUGAUUUCGGUUUUGCUCGGACAUUAGCUGCCCCUGGUGAUGUGUAUACAGAUUACGUGGCCACACGAUGGUACAGGGCUCCCGAACUGGUAUUAAAAGACACCACAUAUGGGAAACCUGUGGACAUCUGGGCUUUAGGUUGUAUGAUUAUUGAGAUGGCCACUGGAAAUCCUUAUCUACCCAGCAGCUCUGACCUAGACCUACUCCAUAAAAUUGUGACAAAAGUAGGGCAUUUGACACCUCAUCUUCAGAGUAUUUUUAUAAAGAGUCCAGUUUUUUCAGGGGUGGUCCUUCCAGAAGUCCAGCACCCUAAAAAUGCAAGGAAAAAGUAUCCUAAACUCUGUGCACUACUGGCAGAUAUGGUUCAUGCAUGUCUACAAAUGGAUCCCAGUGAUAGGAUCUCUUCUACAGAUUUGCUGCAGCAUGACUAUUUUACUAGAGAUGGAUUUAUUGAAAAAUUCUUACCAGAAUUGAAGGCUAAAUUAUUUCAGGAAGCAAAGUUAAAUUCUCUUUCAAAACUCAGAGAGAAUAAUAAAGAGAUUGAACUAAUAAAAGAUGAAAAGAGAACUGUUCAGAUUAAUAUCUCUCAGAAUGGUCCAGUGGCUGGGAAGGACAUUGAAAAGGACAAAAAAUCCAAGGACUUAAAAGUAAAAGGUACAAAACUGAAAGGUGGGAAACCAGAGAUUACAGAGAUAAAAAAGAUUGAACAAGAAGAUGCAGUUAGUCAAUGGACUCCCUCCUCACAGAAUCCUCCCAGUUUUCCUCAAGAGAAUAAACCUGCAAUCACUGAUAUAACCACCACUGUAGCUGCUAGCCAUGAUCCCAGCGGUGUGAAGGAAGAUGCUCCACUAAUAGCCGUUUGUAUAACAAUGCCACCCAUCAAUCCAAAUUGUGGGAACCUUACAGCUGCAAAUUUCAAUUCACCUUUCCCACACUCCAAUACAAGGCUACCCGAAAAAGCAAAGAAAAGGAGAAGCCCUUGGCAGUCAGUGGGACAAAUAGGUCCAAACAGACAGGAUGAUGGAACACUGGCUCAAACUCAAACAGAAAAAGUCACAAUGUAUGAACGAGCUGCUCAGAUUGAGCAGACAGCCAACCGAAAGAAACGCAGUAUUUCAAAAUCUGAGAAGAAAGACAUCCAUUUCCCAGAACUGACAACAACAGCACAACAAAAAGAGAUGAAAGGAAUGGAAGUUAAACAGGUAAAAGUGCUGAAGAGAGAGUCAAAGAAAUCUGAAGUAUCUAAAAUACCAUCUUUAUUAAAUGUGGAUCAGAAUCAAGAAAAACAAGAGAAUACUGGAAAUACACCAAAUGAAAAUAAAACCAAUCUGCCAGAUGUGGAAUGAGCAGUUUAGCAGCAUGAAGCUUGAGAGACUGCAGACUCACAGUACAGUAAAAUCUGUGCUUUUCUAUUAACCUUUCAUAAAUGAAGAUAUUUGGAUAUUUCUGCAGAAAAUUUUAUAGACUUCAUAUAAUAUUGUGGUUAUUCUCCAAGAAAUUAUUUUAGAUGCAUUAGUCCUAAAAUGGCUUAUAUAAAUGAAGAUUUCAUUAAACUUUUAUGGAAUAUGAAACACAUAAACUUAUUUUUGAUGGCUAAGUACCAACAUUAAGCUCCUUCCAGUGCUUAUGCAUAAAAUCUGUAUAUUUUACUAGAUGUCCAGCUGAUCUAAAAUUGGCUGAAGAUCAUUAAUUAAUCUAAAAUUUCUAUAAGAGCCUGUUACUAUUUUCUCUGAUAGAUGAUGACCUAAGACUUCUGUAAUAGUAUAUUGGAUAACAAGGGAUCAUGAAAUCGGUUCAGAUAUUUUAGGGUAGCAAGGACCACAUUUUCUGGCUGUUUAAUUUUAGCACCCAUUUUUUCAUAAACAAUUUAUUGUGACUGCAUAUGUGGUUGUGUACCCAUUUUACAUGUGCGGAUUGGGCAUUGACCAUCUACCCUGUUUUUAAACUGUUUUUGUAUGCAAGGCUGAGGUAUGUACAUUUUAGCAUGUACAAAAUUGGGUACAAAAAUCAGAGAUCAGAGAUAAAAACCAGGUCCUUUGUGUUUUCAGAUUUAUCAUUUAGGACAGUAAGCUGCAUACAUCCUUUGCUCAUUAGGGUUCUUUGUACUAUUUCUGUUGUGAUUUCUGAAAAUUAAAGAAACUAAAUCCAGAAAAUUAUUUGUGCUGAAAAUACUCAUGCUCUUUGAGUAAGCAACUGUUAAGAUAACUUACCCUAGGUGUAACACUCAGAUAAAAAUAUUUGGCUCGUAUAAUUCCUGAAUUAGAAUAGUCAGUGCAAUCAUUUUAGUUGAGUUUUUAAUAUUUUAUCAUUUUAAGGGAAACCAAUUGAAGGAUGGAAAACAUUUUCCUUACAUGCACUCUGAACAAAGACUUUGGAAUAGGUGUGAUAUUUAAACAAAAUAUUUUUACAAAAGGUUUCUACAGAACAUUGUUUCACAGCUACAUCUUUUUUUUUUUAUUUAUAAAAGGAUCUGGGAAACAUGUAAUAACAAAGUUGAUGUUAAAAGGGAGAAGGAAUAUAUUUUCUGUAUGUAUGCAGAAUAUAACCAAGUUCUUGCUUCACAGUAUCUGCAGGGAAAUACUACAGUUAACUGUCUGUUCUCUAUUAUUAUUUUUUUAUUCCAUUGAACCAUAAGAGUUCAAUCUAUGUUGAAAUUUGUCUCAGGCAAGAAGGAAUAUUUUAAACUAAAAAAAAAAUUGUUAAAGUGUGUUUGUAAUUCUUAGAAAUAAAAAGGCUUCCUCAGUUUAUAGACUUCUUGUGCUCUGAUAUAUUAUUUCAAAAUCUUUAAUUUAGUUAAAUGGGUUUCACAAGCUGGCAGUCCACAUGUGACUUGGCCAUUGUGGUAUUUAAAAUAACAAAAAUAUAUCAGGCUUCUGAUAGUAAUAGUAAUAUAGUAAUAUUUUACUAUUGUAAUAUUUUAGCCGUUUCUCUAAUUUGCAUGUCUGAAUUAAUUUAACACAUUCAUGGAUUAGACUCAUUAGAGGGAUCAAUAUACAUAUGUAAGAGGAACCUGCAUAAACUACAAGUUUAACAAACAAUAGCACGCAUCUGUGCAAAGGAAAAUGUACUUCAGGAAAAGAGAUGCAUACUAAAGAACAGAGAAAGAAUAUAACAGAUCUUUAAUAGAUACUUUGUAUUCCUUAUUGUUAUUUCCUAUGUUAUUACUCCUGUCUUUAUUGACUAUGGGUCAUAUUCAACAACAAUGCAAACAGUUACACAUCAUGUGCAAGAGGGUGUGACCAUGUGCAAGAGAGUGUGAGAGGUGAGGUAGUGUAAAUUUGAGUGAUUUGGCAUUUAGCAGGGCUAUGUUUACAAAGAAGCAUUUUGGAAUGUUAUUCUGAAAUAACACAGUGCACAUCUACACAAUGAGCCUUUAUUUUGAAAUAAUGUUGAGCUGGAGGACUUCUUAUUCCAACUC
This is a messenger RNA of Pelodiscus sinensis (Chinese soft-shelled turtle), 4346 nucleotides long. The record is from RefSeq and is a predicted model, not a curated record. NCBI's taxonomy places the organism in Eukaryota, Metazoa, Chordata, Testudines, Trionychidae.